Molecule: messenger RNA, 1921 nt
Organism: Owenia fusiformis
Lineage: Eukaryota; Metazoa; Annelida; Polychaeta; Sabellida; Oweniidae
Source: the annotation of a GenBank genome assembly
GAACACCUAGCAACACCGAACAUUAUUUUCUUGGCAAAACAAAGUUUUAUUGUAUUUAUAGGUUUUCACUCAUUAUUAAAUUAUGAAAUUCUGAAUUGAUGAGGGUAAUCAAUUUCACUGAAUCUAAAAAUAGCCAUGGUUUUUGGUUGUAAUUUCAAGAAUGCAGAUUAUUUUAAAUUAUAUAUUCAACCGUCGUCGUGUACCUUUCAUUUGAUGGUUCAAGAGAGAAGAAGAAAUGAAUUUUGACCAGUUAUUAACUGAACAUAUAGGAGAGAUCGGACCAUAUCAAAUAUGGAUUCUAAUUAUACUAGCUUCACUGUCGACAGCAGGAUCUAUGGUAAACGUAAAUAUUGUCUUUCUGGCCGCAGUUCCAGAACAUCAUUGUUAUGUCCCCGAACUUUGGAAUUCAACGCUUAAUUUAACGAUUGAUAAAAUACGAACUUUAAGUGUACCAUUGGACCCUGAAAAUGGGGGCUAUCAAAAAUGUCAUAUGUAUAAUCGAGACUACGCAAACUUGUCACUGUCAGCGGUGGAGGCCUGGGAUGUAAAUGGGUCAGAUGUAGGACUGACGCCGUGCAAACAAUGGUACUAUGACAAAUCUCGAUAUUCAACUACCAUUGUUUCUCAGUGGGAUCUGGUAUGCGACAAAAAGUGGAUGGUUGCCUUUGUCCAGUCCAUCUUCUUAGCUGGCGCCCUUGUUGGAGCCGUUCUAUCAGGUCAAAUAUCAGACAGAUUCGGGCGAAAGUAUACCACGAUUGCUGCGAUGGUACUCACUCUUACCUCAUCCAUAGGUUUGGCCUUUUCACCUAACUUUAGUGUGUUUGCAGUAUUAAGGUUUUGUCUUGGUGUAUUCAGCGUUGCAGGAUUUACCGUUGGCUUCGUUUUCAAUAUGGAAAUCGUUGGUCCGUCAUGGCGAAAUACUGCUGGUCUCUCAGUUCAAUAUGCAUGGGCCUCAGGUUACUUUGUUAUAGCAGCAGUGGCCUAUUUCAUCAGGGACUGGUCGACAUUACAGUUAGUUUUAUGUAUUCCGAUAGCAGUACAGUGCAUACUUGUUUUUUUUAUCCCAGAAUCUCCUCGAUGGUUGUACGCAACACACAAGUCCAAGAGAGCACAAGCAGUUGUCAAAGCGUUCGCUAAAUCGAAUAAAAGGGAACUUCCUGAAAAACUAUUAGAUGAAAUAUCGGAGGAGACAAAUAAGAGACGCAGUGGUGGUAGUAAUAUAUUUAGUCUAUUCCGGGGAUCUCGUCUGAGAAAAAGAACACUGGCAAUGUGCUAUGCCUGGGUUGUCUGUUCGUUUGUUUACUACGGAUUGUCUUUGUCAUCGUCAUCACUGGGCGGUGACCCAUUCAUCAACUUCCUCAUCUCUGGAGGAAUCGAAAUACCUGCAUAUUUAUUCACCCAUAUUUGCUUCUGGAAAGUUGGGCGCAGAUAUCCACUAAGUUUUGUGUUUUUCUUUGGUGGGGUGGCGCUGUUCUGUUUACUAGCCAUACCAAGGCAUAUGACAACGGUGACAAUAGUUGUAUCGAUGUCCGCAAAAUUCCUAAUAUCUGCUGGGUUUGGUAUGGUGUACAACUAUGGUGCCGAGGUGUUUCCAACUCAGAUUCGUAAUUUAGGAGUGGGCACUUCAUCAACUUGCUCAAGAAUCGGUGGAAUUAUAGCUCCUUAUGUAUCGCUUUUGGGAACGUUUAGCAGAUUCGCCCCGAGCAUUUUCUUCGGUCUCGUGUCACUCUUGGGUGGUUUUAUUGUGUUACUUCUACCAGAGACUCGGGACAGGCCCCUUCCUGAAACUCUAGAGGACGCUGAACGGUUCAGCAAAUUCAAACCCAAGCGGAAUGACUUGAAUGAAGAAAAUGGUGUGUCCAUGGUGCCUCUAAGAAGUUCGGAGUAUGCCUCGUGUUAUGACGACGACAAACACGUUUAA